Messenger RNA from Drosophila rhopaloa, 410 nucleotides. RefSeq lists its product as uncharacterized. Bases 10 to 339 code for a protein of 109 amino acids. The record is from RefSeq and is a predicted model, not a curated record. The transcript is spliced from 2 exons. Lineage: Eukaryota; Metazoa; Arthropoda; Insecta; Diptera; Drosophilidae.
ACCUUCGAAAUGUCUUUUGUUUUUGAUGUUGUCCAGCAAAUUGUGUUGCGGAAAGCCUAUGAUUUAACAUGCGAGGCAGCCAUUCUGGCCUUAAGAAAAUGUGGCAAUCUGAGAAUAGAGGAUGAUAAGUCAAACGUAAGAAAAGGAACGCAAUUGCCUGUGCCUCCUGUCAAGCCUACUUCCCAAGACGUGGUUUCACCACUAAAGAAACCUCCCCUGCCAGAGAUUAACAGAACCGUAAAAUAUGUGGGACGGGAUAUCCCUCGAAAGAAUUGCGGCUCCAUCGAUCCCCCCCAGUGCUCCUGUAUGCGUGUGUGCCGGGAUAGCUACUUCUCCUAAACAAGGAACAUAAUCCGCAGUUUAAAAACAUUUGCAACUUUAAUAGAAUAGGAAAUAGCAAAAUUUCAAGG